CGUUCGUCGAAGUGACGCCGGCGGAUAGAAACAGUUUUGAUUCUCAAAUUUCAGAUCGUCACGUGACCUCCAAAAUGCGACCAGGAAUGCUGUCACUUGUCAUCGCCGUCAUCAUUGCGGCACUUGCAUGUGAAGAUAAUGCCCACGUGGUUAAACGAAAAAUUCGAGAACUGUGGCGGAAGACAAAGUUCACCCAGGGAGCAGACAUGUUUUCUGGCUUCAACGCAGGCGGAAUCAUAGGACGGCACGCCUUCUCCGUCGUGCCAGACCCUGCUGGAGGACCAGACCAAGUACUGCGAGUGUUCUUCCCUAACGGUAGCUACUCUCGUGCCUCCCCGGUCGGGGUGGUGCAGUUUUACGCAUGGCCCACGGGCCCCCAGUCGGCCCUGAUGUUCAGCUAUGACGUCUACUUCAGCAACGACUUCGACUUUGUCAGAGGAGGCAAGCUACCUGGUUUGUGGGGUGGACGAACAAACACUUGUAGUGCACUCCGGCGUGCAGUCGGAUGUUUCUCCACCCGCUUCAUGUGGCGGUCGUUCGGAGCAGGAGAGGUUUAUGCCUAUCUACCCGAAAAGUCGGCGUGGUCACUGGGCCGUGGCAAGUGGUAUUUCCGGAAAGGACAAUGGCAAAACAUCGCCCAGUACAUCCACCUCAACACUCCAGGCUCCAAGGACGGUUACAUCAAGGUUUUCAUGAACAGGGAGCAAGUUUUCAACGUCACCGACGUCACCUUCCGCACCGACUACACCGUCAACAUCAGCGGCAUUUUCUUCUCCACUUUCUUUGGCGGCAAAGACCCCUACUGGGCAGCCACCCGUGACAGUUACAUCUACUUCAAGAACUUCGUGCUGUCCACCGGAGAUGAGGCUCCCCUCAUUCUCUCAUGAGCAGGUGUUUUGUGACGUCAUCAUUUCACGAGCAGGUGUUUUGUGACGUCAUCAUUUCAUGAGCAGGUGUUUGUUGUUUAUUCACAGCUCACAACGUCAACAACCGGAAUGAUUUGCUUUACAAUAUAGUCCAACACUCAAACCAAAAGGGCAGGAACCGUCAGCGGGUGCACAACUCUACAUUUACGAAUAACGUGAAUUGUACGUGACAAGUGGUAAUGUCACGUGGUGCAGCGAUGCACAGAGAUUCGGCGUCAAUCAGCUCAACCACCAAGAAAGCGGUUGCAUGCCAGCUGUGAUUUUCUAACAGAGUAAGAUCUUAAUGUCAGGGAAGGCAUUCCAAGACGAGCUGCAACUAUCGGUCUCAAGACAACCACUCAGUCACACCUACUAGCAGCACUUAGCUCGUGGUGGUCUCAAACAUUAACGGCUCGUCUACACGGCAGCUGUGGUUGAUUGAGUGAGACCAAGGAAACCACCUUCCAUGGAGUCAAUAGGUAAUUGAGAGUCUGGUGUGUGUGAGCGCACGUCUCUGUCGAUUUGUGAGUAGAGUUCACUUCAGUCUUUGUGGAGUAAGUUUCGUCAGUCCAUCACUUUUAUUGCGGGUGAUUAACUGGCUUAAUUAGGGACCACCAUCGCCUCACCGCCAUUCUUGUGAAGGUGAUAGAACGAAUUGCAUGGUAGCUAGAGAAGCAGCCUUUUCAGACUAUUGCCAACAGCCAUUCAUCUGAGCGAAAAUUCAAUUCAAAUUCAAAUUCAAGCCCCCCAAUCUCUCCCACACCCCAGCGAAGUAAUUUUCUCCUCUAUUAGCCCGUCGCACGAGCCAGCAAGUGAAAUUGAAUCAAGGCGGGGAAAUAAGGAAGGAACAUUGUCCUCCAAUAUUUUUCACAAACGUGAUGCGACUAAUUAAAACCGGCGUUGUGAUCGAUAAUGCUGCUGACGAAUGGAGGAAAAAGGCUGGGAAACUGUUUCUUAUUUCUUUACAACUGUUCGCUAGCUUUGUUUCGAGCACAGGGCUCUGACAGCAUCCACUGCACUUCAGUGAAUGCGACGACGAACCUCUUGGUCUGUAGCUGCAGUUGCUACCACCAUCUUGUUCUGUCACUGCCAUGGCCGAGCCUGGUCUACCCUCCCCCUCACCUUCCCCAUCCAACACACCUGCGGACCAACCGACUCAGACGUCAUCUUCAUCAGGUAUCGAUCAGCCGACGAGACCUGGCGGUGUAGCGGUUUCAACUCUCCGUUGCAUCCACCUUUUCGAUCUGACACUGCGCAUGCGCAGGCUGAAACCGAUAUGCAGGCGCAGGUGAGGUAGAAACAUGAAUCGGUUUUAAGAUCUGAAGAGGUGUCUGUGGCACCAAGAUUUCUUUCACAUGCUGCGAUCUGUAUUUAAUUAUUCAUUCGUUGUGUGGACAAUUCUGUUAUCAGUGUCCACUGUAUAUUUUAGAAUCGCUGCUGCAGUGUAUUUCUCACCUUUGAGAUGAGAGAGAGGUGUUAGAGACAGAGCUUACAUGCACAAACUUUGUACUUGUCUCACAUACUCUGCAUCCAAAAUCAUUUGCUAAAUGUCUGUUCCGACAUUAAAUUUUUGGGGAAAUAUUUUUUUCUCAAAGGAGAAUCGAAACGCUGAGGCCGUUAGGGAAGGGGAAGGGGAGAAGGGGCCGGGCAAGUGUGGCCAAAGGUUGCCAUCAGUGUGUCUCUUAAUAAAUAAACCGGCGCCGAUGAAGGCCAUUAAGAUGAGCGCCGGAUACUUGCCGCUGGUCCUGUUAUUUUCUUUUUUAUGGAAAUGGGCUGAGAGUAAGAUCCGGCCUUCCUAACGGUGUCAUGAAUACAGACAGAUGGGAAAGAUAUUACGGGGAGUGAUGUCUCUACACGGGAUGAAAUGGCUCUGGCCUAAUCCAAUGAAUAUUGUCCAAACCUUUUGCUAAAAUGGUAAACAUAAAUAAAAUCAUCAAUUGAAAUCAGUUUUGUAAUAUUUAGUCUUCAAAUUAUAAUGAUUAAUACAAAUUACAUU
Molecule: messenger RNA, 2901 nt
Organism: Pomacea canaliculata
Lineage: Eukaryota; Metazoa; Mollusca; Gastropoda; Architaenioglossa; Ampullariidae
Exons: 1
Coding region: 75-887 (270 amino acids)
Source: RefSeq, a predicted model, not a curated record